Molecule: messenger RNA, 1368 nt
Organism: Medioppia subpectinata
Lineage: Eukaryota; Metazoa; Arthropoda; Arachnida; Sarcoptiformes; Oppiidae
Source: the annotation of a GenBank genome assembly
GUCUUUCUCUUCUCAACAAUUAAUCACUUUAUCUGAUCCAAAGACAUGGCUAAACAGAUUACAUCAAUGGACCCAUCAAUCGGGACCACAGAUGACGGAAACAAACAAAAGCCUAAGAUAUACGCAAAGGACUCAAUGGACAGAUACGGCGACGACUUGUGUGAAGUGGUGUUGACAUACCUCUCACUGGAAGACCGAUUGCGUUGCGAAUGUGUGUCCACACAGUUCCGGAGGACAGCCUUUAAGAGUGUUGUGGACAUCGAAAUCACUGAUUGGCUAAUAAAACAAAUCCAAGUUUCAAAGCAAACAAUACGCCAAACAAUGACCGCAAUUGCGAUAAAAUGUCCGAACGUUGAGACCAUUGACUGCCGAGAAAUAGACUUUCGUCGUGAACAACACAUUCCCGAAGUAUUGGCCAUAUUUCGGGACAAUUGCCAUCAUUUACGGAACAUAUACUGUUAUCUGACGCCAAGAUGGGGUCAAUUGUUGGCCGAAUUCGGACCACUGGUCACCCGAAUCGGUAAUAUUAUAUCCUUUAGAGACUACGCGGCGGUCACUGUUUGUCACCGAUUAUCACAACUGCGGGUGAAUUCACUUCGCGAAGUGUUUGCCAACAAUUUUGACAUAGGAUUAGUCAAACCUGUGCUCAAACUUGAGUUAGACAUGCAUUACAACCGGACCAUAGAUAACGACCGCUUGUCUGCAUUUGUAGCCCACAAUCAGUGCCUCCAGAGUCUGGCCGUAAGGGUUUGUUGGGUUAACGGCGCCGAGGAAUUGACCGAAAUGUGCGGCCAAGUGUCACGAUUAGCGCAAUUACGGCGAUUGACACUCGGGUUGUUGUUUGGUAUACCGGACUCAUCAGUGGUUAACCAGUGUUUGCGCACAAUUGGCGUGAAUUGCAAACAAUUACACCAUUUGUCACUUUGGUUAAGGUUUUCAAGUAAAGCAAUCGACUCCUCACUCCCGAUAUCAUUGGAUUCGUUGAGAUUUUGUUCGCAAUUAAAACGAUUGGAUUUAGAUUUAAAUGAGGCCAUCGAUGACCGGCUGUUGGAUCCGUUGCGACACUGCGAGAGGUUAACGCAUUUAGAGUUGGAUUUGCCGACAAUGACAGCAAAUGUGUUGAAGGAUUUGCAUAUAAAUUGUCCGCGACUUAAGUGUCUACGCAUUCGUAACUUGAAUAACAUUAUAGACACCGAGUGUUUGAAUCGCAUCGCAUGUCUACCGGCGCUGAAAACGCUUGUCAUUGUAAGCAAUCAUAACAUCCAUCUCUUGGAUAAGGAUUUCUCGGAUUUCCUGCUGCUUUUCAGCGCCAACUGCUGCCUAUCCCUACACCGUUACUGCAAUGUAAACAACAAGGCCGACAAAUGA